CUUCACGCGCACACCGCGAACACUCGGCGAGCUGGCGGGCUGCGGCGCGGUAUUACAUGUUUUUAUUUUUCGUCACGAGCCGCGAAACGGUAACGUGUGUUCGGGACGCGUUUCAUUGAUCACAUCAGUGUAUUACUUGACUAUUACUAAACUGACAGUGUUGUGGAAGUGCAUAUACAUUUUGGAUUUAAAAUAAACUCGAGGAUUUAUGGUUGUGUUACCAACUUGGAAGUCAUCACAGAGGCCAGGCACAAAUUAACAAGGAUGAUGUGGAUUGACGAGACGCCAAAGAAGUUGAACGACACAGAUGACAGCGCCGAUUCAGUGAGCAGCGGUGAGGAGCUGCCAAUCUGGGUGCGAGGCGAACAAAGAUGGGUGUCGGGCGUUGUCGAAGAAACCACAUGCUUUGAUGUUAUCAAAGUUUUACUACAAGAUGAAGAAAAUAGAGGCAAACACACCGGAAAAGUCGAAGAAUACCACAUUACUGAACGAUGGCGUGGUGUGGAACAACCAUUAGAUGGCGAAGCAGCCAUAUUAGAUAUUUGGAAUGCUUGGGGCACUGCACAAACAGAAGUUAAAAUCUCGUUGAGAAGAUUAAAAUACGACCGCACAUUACGCCGGUCCCGUUGUCGCUCGGAUACCAGUCUAUGGUCAGAUAAAAACUCCUUCAAAACGGUGCACCCUAAGAGAUUGACAGCGCUCCAGAACGAGAAACAACCGUCUAGUACCGAGGAGCUUUUAAAGUUGGUAUUGGCUCAAGGUGAAGUGAUUAGAAAACAACUUAAAAAGCUCAGGCACAGUGAACAUCAAAUUGGAAACUUAGAAGAAAAGACUCAUCGAGCCAGGGUACGAAAACAUGGCAGUAAUUAUUUGCUGGAAACUUAUCUGAAAGGUUUAUCGGAAGCAAUUGAACCAGAAACCUCCGAAACACCUUUAGGCGAUAAAAACAGUGAUAGUGGUGUGGUAACUGAAGGAGACAGUGAACAAUCCAAUAACAAAGCAUCCAAUUCCGCUGAGAGUUCAUUUGAAAGAUUCUCGUCACCAUCUUCGCAUGAAUUCAACAAAGACCUCAAAGACGACGAUACUUCGUCCACAAUUAGUGAGGCUACUGUACGAGAACAAUUGGAUCUUUUUGACAAAAUAUCCAAACUAAACAAACGCCUACUUAAAGAAGAAGAAGCUUUAGUACGCUUGGAAGCUAACCUUAAGAAACAUGAGAAAUCUCAUAGCGCCACCGACGAGUUGUCGAAAAAUCUAACGCAAACUCGUACUGAACUCGCGAAAGGUUCUUGUGAAUUGCAACAUAAUGAUGUUGUACUGGAGGAAACCCUGGAAGCCAUCACGCAUCGACGAAACUAUCUGGAAACGUUGCACAAAGAUCUCACGAAUGAGGAUCAAGAGUUUGAAAUGUUGCAAACUUUGCUUUACAGGCAAAGCAUCAAUCAGCACAAGCUCAAGAUUCAGAGGCAGCAAUUGGAACAACAGCAACAGCAACAACAGCAACAACAAUUGCAGUUACAGCAUAAUCAACAACUGUUUGUACAGUCAUAUCCGUUGAGUCCACAGUUUCAAAAUCAGCAGAGUCAUCAAAGAUUAGGCGGUUACAAGGCGCAUCAUACCAAAGAAUUGUUAGAUACCUUAGUGUAGCACAAAAUUGCGACCAAUUUUGAAAAAUCCAAUUGAAUUGUUUGUGUUUGGGUUAAUUUUAUACCAAAUAUUUGUACCUAACAUCGAUUUUAAUCAGUGUUAAUGUGUAAGAUAGUGUAAUGAUACAUUUUCAAAGUCAUAUUUUAGAAUGUAAUGUCUAACAUUUAAAAUUUGUGCAUUUUGUAAAUAAAAUUUGUUUGUUUUUUAAUCAAAGCCAGUUUUGUGGAAAUUUUUGAUAAAUCUUAGUAGCCUGUGAGUAGAAAUUGUUUUACUAUUGUUUGAUCGUUGGCAGCUCAUGCAUUUGCACCGUUUUUGAUCUUUUUUCAUCAGCCUGAUUAAAUUAUCCGCAAUUAUUUGCAUCGAACGUUUCGCUGUUUUCUAAAACCAACGAUUAACAUAACUCUACUUGCGAAUCCGAAAAUGGCGUCAGGAGGGUCUGAUAUACCAAAGUGCUUCUGUCCCUGUGGCGAUUGCAAGUGCGGGGUCGGCUGCAAAUGCACACCAGAAAAUCGCAUGCCAGGCUGUUGCUGCCAGAUUUCAGCAUCGAAAGGGGGCCCAGCUGAAGUGUGUCUCUGCAAGUGUGAAGGCUGCAAAGCCGGCACCCAUUGCGGCGGCGAAUGCAAGGAAGGUACAUGUGGCGGCAAGUGCAUGUGCUCCUCAUUGAGAUGCUAAUCAUCCAACGAUGAUAUGAUGUAAACAAGAUCAAGACAACAGCUUUAUGUAACGUCAACUUUAUUUUUCUCCUCAAAAUAUGACCUUGUUUAAUGCAAAUAAAAAUUAAUCGUAAAAA
Molecule: messenger RNA, 2437 nt
Organism: Dalotia coriaria
Lineage: Eukaryota; Metazoa; Arthropoda; Insecta; Coleoptera; Staphylinidae
Product: ras association domain-containing protein 10-like
Exons: 7
Coding region: 265-1647 (460 amino acids)
Source: RefSeq, a predicted model, not a curated record